CUUUGCUGGCAACUUCACAGAAAUGCAUUAUUUGGAAGAUGGUACUAGCGCUAUUGUCAUACGUAAUUACACGAAUCAUUGCUUCUAUCAUGGCUAUGUACAAGAAUAUGCUGAAUCUGCAGUAAGUUUGAGUACAUGUUCUGGACUCAGGGGUAUUAUUUUAUUUGAAGAUAGAACCUACAUUUUGGAGCCACUGGAAGGUGCUAUGAAUGAACAUAUAAUCUACAGACUAAAGCACCCAAAACUAAUCCUGGGUACAUGUGGCCAUCAUCUCAAUAUUACAGGUGUCACUUUGGGGGAUACUGCACAGCUUAUUCAGACAUUUACUAGCAGACACAAAAGAGAAACUCUGAAGUCCACCAAGUAUGUGGAGCUCAUUAUUGUGGCUGAUAAUCGUGAGUUUCAGAGACAAGGCAAGGAUGUGGAAAAAGUGAAACUGAGGCUGAUAGAAAUUGCAAACUAUGUUGAUAGGUUCUAUAGGCCACUAAAUAUUAGAAUAGUCUUGGUUGGAUUAGAGGUCUGGAAUGAUAUGGAUAAGUGCACAAUAACUCAAGAUCCCUUCACCACUCUUCAUGAGUUUCUGGACUGGCGAAAGAUGAAACUACUACCUCGUAAGCCACAUGAUAAUGCACAACUAGUGAGUGGAGUCUAUUUCCAAGGUACUACCAUUGGCAUGGCACCUAUAAUGAGCAUGUGCACCGUAGAGCAGUCUGGAGGUAUCGUCAUGGAUCAUUCAGACAAUCCAUUGGGGGCAGCAGUAACUCUGGCUCAUGAACUAGGCCACAAUUUUGGUAUGAACCAUGAUACACUGGAAAGAGGUUGCAACUGCAAAACAUCUGCAGACAAAGGGGGUUGCAUUAUGAACCCUUCAACUGGCUACCCGUUUCCCAUGAUGUUCAGCAGCUGCAGCAAGAAAGACUUGGAAAACAGCUUGGAGAAAGGCGUGGGGAUGUGUCUCUUCAACCUUCCAGAAGUUAAGGAAUCAUUUGGUGGCCCAAAGUGUGGGAACGGCUAUGUAGAAGAGGGAGAAGAAUGUGACUGUGGUGAACUUGAGGAAUGUACAAGCCAAUGCUGUAAUGCCACAACUUGUACUUUAAGGCCAGGAGCAGUGUGUGCCCAUGGACUUUGCUGUGAAGACUGCAAGCUGAAGCCAGCAGGGAUUUUAUGCAGGGGUACCAGUAAUUCCUGUGAUCUUCCUGAAUUCUGUACUGGAAGCAAUCCUCAUUGCCCAGCCAAUGUUUACUUGCAUGAUGGGCACCCUUGUUAUGGGGUAGAUGGGUAUUGCUAUAAUGGUAUGUGCCAGACUCAUGAACAGCAGUGCAUCACCCUUUGGGGGCCAGGUGCUAAACCUGCUCCUGAGAUAUGCUUUGAGAGAGUCAAUUCUGCAGGAGAUCCAUAUGGAAACUGUGGCAAGGAUUCCAAAAGUUCUUUUGCCAAGUGUGAGCCAAGAGAUUCAAAGUGUGGAAAAAUUCAGUGUCAAGGGGGAGCAAGCCGACCUGUAAUUGGUACCAAUGCUGUCUCAAUAGAAACAAACAUCCCACUACAAGGAGGAGGCAAAAUUCUGUGCCGAGGAACUCACGUUUACUUGGGGGAUGACAUGCCUGAUCCGGGUCUUGUCUUGGCUGGGACAAAAUGUGAAGAUGAAAAAAUUUGUCUUAAUCGCCGCUGCCAAAACACCAGUGUAUUUGGUGUUCAUGAAUGUGCAACAAAAUGUCAUGGACGUGGAGUCUGCAACAAUAAAAAAAAUUGCCACUGUGAGGCCCAUUGGGCUCCUCCCUUUUGUGAUAAGGCAGGAUUUGGCGGCAGCGUUGACAGUGGGCCAGUUAGACAAUCUGAUAACAGAAGCUUAAUUGCAAUACUCAUAACCAUCCUGUGCAUUCUGGUGGCCGGUUUACUUGUAUACUUCAAGAGGAAGACCUUGAUUAGAGUAUUCUUUAUUAAUAAGAAGACUACAAUAGAGAAACUUAGGUCUGUGAGUCCAACAAGGCCUUCCAGUUCAUCUGAAUCUAAUCAUGUUCAUACUGCAACAGUCCACAGUAAAAAUCUAGCCAAACAGCCACAAAGUGUAACCACACCCAAGAGAAAUGACGUACAACAAUUACUACGGUAUCAGAAAAGGGAUAUUAGCUACUUUGUGAAGGCCCAGGACAUACUGAAAUGGAGCCCACCAGAGAGGAUCCAGCCACAUCUUUGUGAACUCUCCUGUCAACAGUCUGUGUCCGGAAAGGUGCCGCCCACCAAGCCCCCUCUCAAAUUUGACCUGGAAUCUUGCAAACCAAGUCCUCCUCAGAAGCCUUUGCCAGCUAAUCCUCAGAAGAACAAAGCUGUUCAGUUUAACACUGCUUCCAGGACAAUGUGUGAGCUUCCAAAACCUAUGCCUCAAAUUGCUCCUGUCAGGCCUGCACCAAAACCUCCACUUCAUGUGCCUAGGCCCUGCAAUGCUGCCUAUGUGAAAUGAAAAAAACUGA
Python bivittatus (Burmese python) is the source of this 2468-nucleotide messenger RNA. NCBI's taxonomy places the organism in Eukaryota, Metazoa, Chordata, Lepidosauria, Squamata, Pythonidae. The record is from RefSeq and is a predicted model, not a curated record.